Molecule: messenger RNA, 1083 nt
Organism: Adineta ricciae
Lineage: Eukaryota; Metazoa; Rotifera; Eurotatoria; Adinetida; Adinetidae
Source: the annotation of a GenBank genome assembly
AUGAGUACGGGCAUCGGUGGUAAGAAACAAUGUGUUACAUGUAAUAAAAGCGGUGGCAUCUUGACUUGUGAUGGAUGUGGAAAGACAUUCUGUGGCAAACAUGUUAUUGAACACCGACAAGAACUUGCUGCGAAAUUGGAUAACAUUAUGCAAGAACACGAUUUACUUCAACAAGAAAUCGAACAACCAUCGGCAAGGAAAAAUUCUCUAUUACAAAAGAUUGACCGUUGGGAAAAGGAUUCAAUAUUAAAGAUACAAAUCGCUGCGGAAAGUGCACGUCGAAGUUUAUUAGAUUUACUCGAACAAGCCAAGGCUCCGUUGUCGAAGAUUUACGAUGACAUUACCGAUGAUCUUCAUUCUGCUCGUGAAGCAGAUGAUUUCUCAGAACACGAUCUCGAUCGCUGGAAGAAGCAGCUAAAAGAUUUGGAAUUGCAAGUGACCUUUCCACCUGCAGCAAAACUCGUUCCCGAUAAGAACAACCCAAUUUAUCUCAUGCAGUUGCAUAUCGAUGAUUCUCUUAACAAUAAUUCGCCCAGUCGCAAAGAUGGAUCAGCCAAUCAGUCGAAUUCAACUUUACAAGAACGAUUUUUACAAAGUUUAGGACCUGUCAGAUUCGAAGAAGGUGGUUUCAUCGCUCGACACACCAGUCCUGUAUCUGACUAUGCAUACGUCCGUGGUCGAUUACUCUACUUGAGAGGCUCGCAUACAAUUCGUUUUCGCUUGGAAAAGUGCAAACAACCUUAUUAUAUCUUCUUCGGUUGUAUGUCGUCGAAAGUCAAUUUGCAAGAAGAUGCUUUUCGUUUACCGAGCUCAGUGGGAUGGUUCGGAUCGAAUCAAGCUUAUGAACAAGGACGGUGUAGUCGAGGUUGUAAAAAAUCAGAGUUCAAUAGCAAUAAGAUCCAGCCUAAUGAUGUACUACAAAUUACACUCGAUUGUAGUCAAAUGGAAAUACGCUUAUAUCAUGAACGCAUGAAAACCACAUGCGUUCUUGGAGUCGAUCCGAAGUUGACGCCAUUCCCUUGGCAAUUGUUGAUGGUUCUAUGUAAUCCGGGUGAUACUAUCAGAAUUCUUCCUAAUACAUAA